AUGUGGCUGAGCGACUCCCAAAAAAUCGGUAUUGCCCUCGUGGCGUUCGGCAUCUUCUUCCAGUUCCUCGGCAAGUCGUAUCAUGACUGUUUGACCGACCCAACUGACUUGUAUCUCCUAGGAAUAAUACUCUUCUUUGACGGCCCCUUCCUCGCCCUCGGAAACAUCCUCUUCCUCUCAGGACUGCCGCUCAUCAUCGGUCCAACCAAAACAUUCUACUUUUUCUCCAGGCGUGAAAAGUGGAGAGGGACCCUGUGUUUCUUUGGCGGAAUAAUACUUGUGUUCGCCAAGAGGCCGGUCUUUGGGAUCGUCAUCGAAUUCGUUGGGUUCGUGGGGCUCUUUGGCUCCUUCUUCCCCGUCAUCCUCCAAGCCCUCCGUCAAGCACCAGUGAUCGGACCAGUCUUGUCGCUGCCAUACAUUCGCGGGGCGGCAGACAAGCUGGCGGGUGUGCGUCAGAGUGCUGUGUGA
Molecule: messenger RNA, 468 nt
Organism: Cryptococcus wingfieldii CBS 7118
Lineage: Eukaryota; Fungi; Basidiomycota; Tremellomycetes; Tremellales; Cryptococcaceae
Exons: 6
Coding region: 1-468 (155 amino acids)
Biological process (GO): retrograde transport, endosome to Golgi; endoplasmic reticulum to Golgi vesicle-mediated transport
Cellular component (GO): COPII-coated ER to Golgi transport vesicle; Golgi membrane; endoplasmic reticulum
Source: RefSeq, a predicted model, not a curated record